AUGAAAACUUUGCUCCUAUGUUGCUUCCUCCUAUUCUUCAAUAUCAUUCCUGCAGUUCUCAACCAGUGUAUGAAAGACCAGCAACUAUCACUGCUCCAUUUGAAGAAAAGCCUUAUAUUUGAUGAACAUCCUUUUGAUUCAUACCCAACCAAGGUUCUAUCAUGGAAUUCAAGUACCGACUGUUGUUCUUGGCUUGGUGUUACUUGCAGUACUGACGGGCGUGCUGUUGGUCUUGACCUUAGCAGAGAAUCUAUCUCUGGCGGCAUUGACAAUUCCAGCAGUCUCUUCAAUCUCCAACAUCUUCAAAGCCUAAGUUUGGCUGAUAACAGAUUUGGCUAUGACUCUAGCAUUCCAUCAGCAAUCGGAAAGCUUACCAACUUGAGGUAUCUAAAUUUAUCAAACAAUGAAUAUUCCGGGAAAAUUCCUAUUGAGAUUUCACUCUUGACAAGAUUGGUUGUCCUUGAUAUUUCUUAUGUUCAAGCCAUUACAAGCCCGAAGUUCAGCAUGCUCUUUCAGAACCUCACAGAGCUUACAGAGGUAUAUCUAGAUGCUGCAGAUUUGUCAGCACAGGGGACCCAGUGGUGCCAAGCGAUAUCAUCUUCACUGCCAAACCUCGAGGUGUUGAGCUUGUCCAAUUGUGGUCUUUCAGGUCCUAUUGAUCAGUCCCUCUCGCUAAACUUCAAUCUAUAUCCGUGA
Prunus avium (sweet cherry) is the source of this 696-nucleotide messenger RNA. The record is from RefSeq and is a predicted model, not a curated record. Lineage: Eukaryota; Viridiplantae; Streptophyta; Magnoliopsida; Rosales; Rosaceae.